GUUCAGUCAUGGCAGUCAGCUUAAACCUUUUCUGAUUCUACACAGGAUCUUUUCACUAUGUUUUUAUAAAGCUUGUUAAUGUGACCACAGAGAAGGGAAGGAGGGGAGGGCUUGUUUGUUCAUAAUUGUCUUUACUUCUGCAGAGACAUGACUUCUUCAGCCAUGACUCAAAAAGGUUUUAUUUUUACUUUCUUACUAAUUUUUUGGAACACAUACAUUUUCUCAGGAAAUGCAGAUACACAUCAUCUUCGUUUCCUUCUGGGAUGUCAAGCUGUUAUACCUUGUCGGCGAUACAGCACCCUUUCAGACGCUCUCAUAUGGUUUUACAAGAGGAAUGAACACAAUCAAACAAUCAAGAUAUUUUUUCAAAAUAGUAAUGGAGUAGAACACCGUGCUCCCAAUCAACCUGGAGUGUUUAUUGUGCGGAAUCACUCCUUGGUCAUCGAUAAUUUCACUGAAAGUUAUGAGGGUAUAUACUGGUGCGAAAACUGUUAUAAGGACAACUGCAGGAAUGAACAGUUGGCAGUCUUCAGAGUGAAGAAAGAAAUUCUGAAUGAGACUCAAAAGACGUUUAACAUCGCUGCAGGCAGCAGUUUCACACAGGCAUGUCCAGGUGAAUUUUCUCAUUUCAAGUGGACUUUUGAAGCAAGUAAAAAAAUCACUCCCAGGAAAAUAUUAGAAACGGUCACUGUGACUACCAACAAGUCUUUUCAUAUUACAAACGUCAAAAUCACGGAUUCUGGGAAAUAUACCUGCUGGGCAAGCAACUGUGGUCGUUCCAGUCAUAAACUUAUUACUAUCAACUUAUGUGUAAUCAUAGAACAUUCCAGUGAGGAUGCCUUAAUUUGCAAUGCAAAUCUGACAUUAGAUGGACACACCACAGUUACCAGCAGCUACGCUUCAUUAACUACAUUUAACAAAACAACAGGUGCAUUUACACAACCCGCGUAUCAUCUGCCAGUUGUUUAUGGACUAUCAGCUGGCCUUGCUUGUUUCAUUUCAAUGGCAAUUUUGGGGGUUUGCUUAAAAAUAAAAUCGCAAGCAGAUCAACUGGAAGAGGAAUCUCAAGUGGUUUAUUCAUCGGUUGUCAUCAGGACACCCCCUAGAACAAGAGACAUUCAUCCAAGUCAUUGUGUUUACAGUGAAAUAAAAAUUUAAAAAAAUACCUCAAGUUAGGGUGGUAAGUAAAUGCAAUGUGUAGUGAUUAUAAUUUCCACACAGUCAUAAUUUAGUCACUGAUUCCUCAAAAAUGGCACGUGUUUCAUGAUUUGCAAUGUAUGUGUGUGUGCCUUCCCCCACAAUGUGCUGACGGGAAACUUUGAAUGUGUCUUUUUCCACUUUCCAAACCAACAAAUGAUUACUGAUAUAAAUGUAUUUUCAGUUUAAUUUGACUUUAUUUCAGGAGCAUCCUGUCAGGAAAAAAAUGAAAAAAGUAAUAAUAAAAAAAAUAUGUUGCAGACUAUGUCACUCCAGAGAAAUGUAGCAAGAGGUUUUGAGAUGGGGCUACUUGUGUAUAUGUAAACAUAUAGUAUUUUUCUACUCUGGCACUAGUUCUGUAGUGAUUAUAUUAAUACAUAUAAUACAUGUAAGAGCUAUUUUAUGUGUUCAUUAUCCUUUCACUCUUAGAUAUUUAUGUGACACCUAGUUACUUUGUAUGUUUAAUAUAACCUACAGUCUGAAGUGCCACCACGUUAUCCUGUGAACACACCGGGUUGAAAUGUUGAAGAUUAAACUGUGUAAAUGCAGAGUAAAACUUUCGUUACCCAUUAGUCUUUUUUUCAUAAAGCUGUUCACAUCAAUCAGCCAUUGGUUUUGAAGCUACGAUGUUUUUGCUGUGUUGACAAAAGUGCAACAUGCAUCUAAAGAAAUGCUAGACUUGUGGGGGGCUGCAAAACUUGUAAUGGUGUUUAUUGCUGUGUUAAACCACACGCCAUCGAGCACAAAUCAAUUUUAUCUCAGUUGAAGAACCUGGUCUUUGCUGAAUAGCUGAUAAUUUACAUGGUGACAAAAAAGGAUUUCUCUCAAUUGUGCACUUUUAAUUUAAUUUUAUUUUCAUUUGAAAAAGCACAUACUCUUUAGUUUCUCAGGUUUUAUUUAUGAAAAAAAAAAUUAAAAUGAAAAAUAUAUGUAAUAACAGUAAUGCAAAACAUCCUCUAACUGAGAGGAAAUGUUGACAGAGUGUGCCUCCUUAAUACAUAUUUAAUUUAGCUUGUAAUGAUUUCAAUUUGAUCAAUUACAGAGUCCCGAGGAGUCAGAUUUUUUUUAGGUGACCCCCCCUUUUUUUUUAUUAUUAUUAUUUAUUUCGAGCCUGUGACAAUACAUAGUGUACAAUAGUGUGAA
Molecule: messenger RNA, 2340 nt
Organism: Melanotaenia boesemani (Boeseman's rainbowfish)
Lineage: Eukaryota; Metazoa; Chordata; Actinopteri; Atheriniformes; Melanotaeniidae
Exons: 7
Coding region: 148-1158 (336 amino acids)
Source: RefSeq, a predicted model, not a curated record